Messenger RNA from Eremothecium cymbalariae DBVPG#7215, 1104 nucleotides. RefSeq names its product glutathione peroxidase (gene URE2). Bases 1 to 1104 code for a protein of 367 amino acids. The record is from RefSeq and is a predicted model, not a curated record. Gene Ontology annotation, molecular function: transcription corepressor activity. NCBI's taxonomy places the organism in Eukaryota, Fungi, Ascomycota, Saccharomycetes, Saccharomycetales, Saccharomycetaceae. The transcript has a single exon. Gene Ontology annotation, biological process: regulation of nitrogen utilization.
AUGCAAGAAGACGUAGGAAGUAAUAGCAAUCCAAAUACUGGUGCCGGUAACACUGUUUCUAACUUAUCUAGUGCUCUGCGGCAGGUCCAUCUAGGAAACAGUAAUACUACAACAGACCAAAGUAAUAUAGCAAUCGAUUUCAAUAAUCGAACUAACCAGCAGCAGUUAAUCGAUGAACUGAAUAGAAACGCAAUUGAAUCUCAUAAUGCCCAACUACAGGCCCAAGGACAAGAGCUUUUAAAGGAUCAGCGGAAUCAAGCUGGUCAACAGCAGCAACACCAGCAGGCACAACAGAUUUUACAACAGUCAUAUGGGGGUCCAAGUUUGAUUGAUAGUUCAAGAAUUACAAAGUUCUUUCAGCAUCAGCCUAUGGAAGGUUAUACUUUGUUUUCACAUCGGUCAGCUCCCAAUGGGUUCAAGGUUGCUAUUGUUUCAAGUGAAUUGGGGUUAAAUUACAACAACAUUUUCUUGGAUUUUAACUUGGGUGAGCAUAGAGCUCCAGAAUUUGUUGCGAUUAAUCCAAACGCUCGUGUUCCAGCCUUAAUUGAUCAUAGCCUUGACAAUUUAUCUAUCUGGGAAUCUGGCGCUAUUAUAUUGCAUUUGGUCAACAAGUAUUACAGAGAAACCGGAAACCCAUUGUUAUGGUCUGAUAAUUUGGCUGAACAAGCGCAAGUAAAUUCCUGGUUAUUUUUUCAAACUUCAGGACAUGCUCCCAUGAUCGGGCAAGCCUUGCAUUUCAGAUAUUUCCACUCACAGAAAGUUCCAAGUGCUGUUGACAGGUACACAGAUGAAGUGAGAAGGGUUUAUGGGGUUGUUGAAAUGGCUUUGGCUGAACGAAGAGAGGCAUUAAUUAUGGACUUAGAUUCCGAAAAUGCUGCCGCAUAUUCGGCCGGUACUACUCCUUUAACUCAAAGCAGAUUUUUUGACUACCCAGUUUGGUUAGUCGGUGACAAGAUUACCAUUGCAGAUUUAUCAUUUGUACCAUGGAAUAAUGUAGUGGACAGAAUUGGAAUUAACAUAAAGGUUGAGUUCCCUGAAGUUUACAAAUGGACGAAGCAUAUGAUGAGAAGGCCCGCAGUUAUCAAAGCCUUGCGUGGAGAAUAA